GUUGGCUAUCCUGAAUGAUUCGUUUGCUGACAAACGUUGCUGUGAUCAAAAAGUCUGAUAUAACUGAAAAUCUGUUACGUGUGAGAAGGAUAUUUAUAUAACAAUACCAAACAUGUCUAAUGAUGUAAACAUGCAGGCUGAAAAGCCCAAUGAAGAAGACAAUGUUGAUAAAACUGAAGAAGAAGAAGGCAGAUCGUCUAAUGACCUGCAUGCGCAAGAGAGUGGUCCUAUUUAUGGAGGUUGUGAAGGACCAAAUGCUAUGUAUGUGAAGCUUGUCAGUAGUGAUGGACAUGAAUUUAUUGUUAAGCGAGAACAUGCAUUGACAAGUGGCACUAUCAAAGCAAUGUUAAGUGGUCCUGGUCAAUUUGCAGAAAAUGAAGCUAAUGAAGUUAACUUCCGAGAAAUUCCCUCACACGUUUUACAGAAAGUCUGCAUGUACUUUACAUACAAAGUGCGCUAUACAAAUAGUAGUACAGAAAUCCCAGAAUUUCCCAUUGCACCUGAAAUUGCACUAGAACUGUUGAUGGCUGGUAAUUUUCUAGACUGCUAAAUGUUAUCAGAAGCAGAAGUAGCAUAUAUUGUGGCAAUCCAAUUCACAAGGAAAAAGUGAUUUUCCUCAUUACUAUUGUUUAAGUUGCGUUGGUAUUUGUGAUACUUUGAAGCAUAAUAAUUAAUAAUCACCUUGUAUUCGUGAUUUAGACAUUUUAGUGCAACGAUACAUUGUGUGACGCUAAAAAUAUUAAGAUUUGCAUUGUUAAAGGUUUACAAUUUCACAAAUCCUAAAUAAAAAUUAAUCAGGAAGACUUUGAAGAUAUUUAAUGCACUUAUAAAAAGCUAAUAAGAUUAAUGUAAUUAAGAACUGCAAUGCUAAUAUUGGUGCACAUUGAUGUAAAUAUAAAUAUCAAUAAUUUA
Harpegnathos saltator (Jerdon's jumping ant) is the source of this 912-nucleotide messenger RNA. RefSeq names its product transcription elongation factor elongin C (gene EloC). The coding region runs from base 113 to 550 and encodes 145 amino acids. Gene Ontology annotation, biological process: ubiquitin-dependent protein catabolic process. The record is from RefSeq and is a predicted model, not a curated record. The transcript has 5 exons. Lineage: Eukaryota; Metazoa; Arthropoda; Insecta; Hymenoptera; Formicidae.